Danio rerio (zebrafish) is the source of this 651-nucleotide messenger RNA. It is a transcript of the gene dynlrb1, whose product is annotated as dynein, light chain, roadblock-type 1. The record is from RefSeq and is marked validated. Gene Ontology annotation, biological process: microtubule-based movement. Gene Ontology annotation, molecular function: dynein intermediate chain binding. NCBI's taxonomy places the organism in Eukaryota, Metazoa, Chordata, Actinopteri, Cypriniformes, Danionidae. Gene Ontology annotation, cellular component: cytoplasm; cytoplasmic dynein complex; centrosome.
AUAGCAACGAAAACAGCGGUUUGUCUUCACAAUGGCCGAGGUGGAGGAGACUAUUAAAAGGAUUCAGUCUCAGAAAGGAGUACAGGGAAUCAUCAUUGUUAAUGCAGAAGGAAUCCCCAUUAAAAGCACUCUUGACAACACGAGCACAGUUCAGUAUGCUGCUAACAUCCAUCAGCUGCUCAUGAAGGCCCGGGGAAUAGUGAGGGACAUCGACCCUCAGAAUGAUCUCACCUUUCUACGAGUUCGAUCAAAGAAGAAUGAGAUCAUGAUUGCACCAGACAAGGACUAUUUCCUGAUCGUCAUUCAAAAUCCCACAGAGUAGUCCUUCUAAGUACUUCUGAAGUAUUUUUUUUUUCUGUAAUUACAGGCCAAAAGUGUUUCAUUUAAUGUUUCAGUGAGGUUUAUAUAGUACUAUUAACCACAUAACAUUACAGGAAGUUGCUUCUUAUCCUAUUAUAAAAAUAUGGUUUGUACUGCUCUUGCUUAUCAUUCCAAUAGUUUGCCAUAUACUUAAUUUAUUGUUUUCUCAUUCUCAUUUUUGCAAGUACUCCAAACUGUUCAUCAUCAAAAAGCAAAAACAUGACACUAUUACAUACUGUACUUGUUUGUGAAUGCUAACAGGACAAUAAAACAACAAUGCAUUUCCUUUUA